Messenger RNA from Micropterus salmoides (largemouth bass), 2893 nucleotides. RefSeq names its product 5'-nucleotidase, cytosolic II, like 1 (gene nt5c2l1). Bases 141 to 1616 code for a protein of 491 amino acids. The transcript is spliced from 18 exons. The record is from RefSeq and is a predicted model, not a curated record. NCBI's taxonomy places the organism in Eukaryota, Metazoa, Chordata, Actinopteri, Centrarchiformes, Centrarchidae. Gene Ontology annotation, molecular function: 5'-nucleotidase activity.
UUCAUUUAAAUGUCUCCAAUAAACUAACAGCAAGAAGUGCUGUGUGCAGACUGCAGAACAGAUGCAUGUGAAUAUCACUCACAGUAGUUCAUUAGCUUCAGGAGACGUCGUUUGAAGUUUGCAGCUGCACAAAGGACGCAAUGGAUACAGAUCCCAGCAUCUUCUCUGAUGAGCCCAUGAUGAAGAGAGGCUUUGACCAAAAGGUAUUCGUCAACAGAAGUCUGACUCUGGAAGACAUCAGAUGCUAUGGCUUUGACAUGGACUACACGAUGGCAAUGUAUAAGUCACCUGACUACGAGAGCCUGGGCUUUGAGCUGAUAAGAGACAGAAUGGUGUCUAUUGGAUACCCUCAUGAGAUUCUACGCUACACAUAUGACCCCUCCUUCCCCACACGCGGUUUAGUGAUCGACACCACAUAUGGGAACCUCCUGAAGGUGGAUUCAAAUGGGAAUAUUUUAGUCUGCAGUCAUGGCUUCCGCUUCCUCAAAGGGCAGGAGAUUCCCAACUACUACCCCAACAAGUUCAUUCGCAGAGAUGACACCGACCGUUUCUACAUUCUUAACACUCUCUUCAAUCUUUCAGAGACUUAUGUCUACAGCUGCCUUGUGGACUUCUUCACCAGAUGCAACAGAUAUACAAACCUUCCAAAAGGUUACCAGUACGGCGAUUUGUUAAUGUCCUUUAGAAGCAUGUUUCAGGAUGUUCGAGAUGCAAUGGACUUCAUUCACGAUACGGGAAUUCUGAAAGAACGAACUAUCAGGAAUUUGGAGAAAUACGUUGUCCGAGAACCAAAUCUCCCGGUACUCUUGACCCGGAUUAAAGAGGUAGCCAAGGUCUUCCUCGCCACCAACAGUGACUACAGCUACACUAAUGCCAUUAUGAAAUACCUGCUGGAAAGUAAUGCUAAGCCUGGAAGUCCAAAAAAGCCCUGGCAAUCCUUCUUCGACCUCGUCGUUGUGGACACCAGAAAGCCACUGUUCUUUGCAGGGGGGACUGUCCUGAGACAAGUGGACACGGACACAGGAAAGCUUCGGAUUGGGACUUACACAGGCGACCUCCACCAUGGAACUGUUUACUCCGGAGGAUCGUCGGACAUUGUCAGUGAUCUGUUGGAUGUCAAAGGGAAGGACAUCCUAUAUGUUGGCGACCACAUCUUUGGCGACAUCCUCAAAUCUAAGAAACGUCAGGGCUGGAAGACUUUUAUGGUCAUCCCGGAGCUCACCAAGGAGCUGCAAGUGUGGCAGGAGAAGAAAUAUCUGUUUGAGGAGCUGAAACGUCUCGACAUCUUCUUAGCUGAGCUUCACAAGAAUCUGGACAGCAGCAGUGAAGACAUCAGUGCCAUUCACACAAGAAUGAAGCUCGUUACCCACAGAAUGGACAUGUCCUAUGGCCAGAUGGGCAGCCUUCUGCGCAGCGGCUCCAGACAGACACUGUUUGCCAGCCAGCUGAUGCGUUAUGCAGAUCUAUAUUCCUCCACCUGCCUCAAUCUGUUGCACUACCCUUUCAAUUACCUUUUCAUGGCUCCCCCAGUCCUGAUGCCCCACGAAGCUCAACACUCAUCUGACUUGGCUUCAUCAGAGGUCACCUAUGCCAACCAUACUGUCAAGAAGAACUAAGUGCUGAAGACAGCUGACUGAGAUGUUUCAGAAGACUUCUAAUGCAUGGACACUUUCUCACUGAUGAGGGUGAUAAAGGGUUUGUUGCAGCCAUGACAUGCCUCUUUUACCUUUUUCUCCACCUAAUGGACAUGAAUUGCUAUGCCAUACAACAUUUACAAAUUAAACCCUAAAUAAAUGAUGCUGACAGUGUAGGAAUCAAAGCAAAAACAGACUGAGGGUUACUGUAUAUAUGAGUGUCUUUAAUAUGUUGUUACACAUCAGUGCAUAUGCACAUUUAAUCUCAGGUUUGUGUAAUGUUUUUUAAGAAGUAACUUUAUUUGUUUAUGAAACUUCUGUUGCAUCAUUUUAAUAAAUCAGUCAUAUUCUUUGUUUUCAUUUAAGUACAAAAACUUUAAUGUCUUUAUGGCAUAUACAGAAUCAUUUUACAUUGUGUUAGCGGCUUUUCAGACUCACACAGAGUCACAGAGUUGCGGGGACUGUUUGAAUAAAAACUGUUCACAGUGAAGUCUGUGGAUUUUUCCCGCGUAAGCAGGACACUGUUUCUGGAAAGACAUGUUACUGUUGAGUAUCCAAGGUGGGUUAAAAUCAAGGGCAAAUGGACCUUUGGGCUGAAAAUACUCAAAGACGCAUGAAAGAGGAAAAAUGUCUAAAAGUAUCUUUAACCAAGUCCAGUUGUCCUUGAUUUUAACCCACCUUGGAUAACUACGACCUGGAUGACUGAGAAUUGUCACAGACAUGUUACUGUUUCAAAUGUAAUUUGUUUGUGCUGUGCGAACCCCAAAAAUGAAUUCUUCUGUAUCAUCAGGUGGAGGCAGAAAGCUCAGGUACCGAUUAUGUAAAACCUGGGUGAGUACAGUUACUAGAUGUUACUAGAAGCAAUAUAGUUAAUGUUUGUGUUUUUGUCAUUUGGCUUUUGUACUACAUCUGUUGUCCACUGGAUGGCAGUGAAUCACCUCUGCUACAGACCUGAACAUCGAUCUGUGUGUGGUCAAAUGGAAAUAGAUUACUUUUUAUUCAGCGCAAACAAGUUAAAACUGUUUUAACUGGCAGAACAAUGAUCUAUCUUGAUUUGUCUUACAACAUGAAUCGUGUGUUAGUAAUAAAAAUAAAACAUGUGUUCUAAACCCUCAACAGUGAAUGCAGCAGCUCAUCUACUGGCAGAUUAAACUGAUUGUAUAUCCCUUAAUAAAACUAAUGCAUGUUAAUAUCAGGAGCCCUCAAGAGCCCACAGCAUCUUCACUCAUUAACAAAACCAUUAAAAUAAUCAAAAUGUA